Cordyceps militaris CM01 is the source of this 4419-nucleotide messenger RNA. RefSeq names its product ABC multidrug transporter, putative. The record is from RefSeq and is a predicted model, not a curated record. Gene Ontology annotation, molecular function: ATP hydrolysis activity; ATP binding; ABC-type transporter activity. Gene Ontology annotation, cellular component: membrane. NCBI's taxonomy places the organism in Eukaryota, Fungi, Ascomycota, Sordariomycetes, Hypocreales, Cordycipitaceae. Bases 1 to 4419 code for a protein of 1472 amino acids. Gene Ontology annotation, biological process: transmembrane transport. The transcript is spliced from 2 exons.
AUGGCGUCCGGCGACGAUGGUUUUGGCCCCAAGCUCCCGGGCUACUUUGACUUUACGCUCGUCUUUGAGCACAGCCUGUUUUCGCUUCUGCCGGCCGUCGCCUUUGUCCUGGUCGCGCCCUGCCGCAUUGCUCAGCUGUGGAGGAGACGGGAAUGCGUUGGCUCGCGCACGCUUUUAUUCGCCAAACUGGUAAGGCUUCCCGAGGAAAACAGCCAGAUUCUUUUUUUGAUUGUAGCACUAAUCACUGCGUACGGCAAACAGUCAACGGCUGGUGUUCUUUUUGCGCUGCAGGUUGCCGUCCUGGCUCUUUGGAGUCUCCCAGCAACCCACAGAGCCAAGACAUCCAUCGCAGACGGCGUCCUGGGUGUCCUGGAGAGCAUCACCAUUCUCGCGCUGUCCUUUUUCGAGCACCGUCGCUCGCCGAGCCAGUCUCUUCUGCUCAGCAUCUACCUGAUUGUCAGCAGCAUCCUCCACGUCGCCUCGAUCCGCACCGCAUGGAUCCGCGCCGCCGAGCAGCCGCCGCUGGCGGGCGUCCUCACGGCUGCCUUGCUGGCUCGCCUGUGUCUCUUGGUGCUGGAGGAGAUGCCCAAGACGCUCCUCGCACGCGAGAAGUCGCAGUCGCGCGAGACGCGCGCCGGCUUCAUCAGCCGCAGCGUCUUUUGGUGGCUGAACGGCUUCCUGUCCAUGGGCUACACGUCUGUGCUGGACGUCAAUCACAUGGGCCCCAUGGCGCCCAAGUUUGAUUCGCAGAUCCUGCUGCAAAAGCUGGAAAAGGUCUGGGAUACUGAUGGAAAACAAGGCAGCAACAGUCUGCUCAAAUGCACGUUUCUGGCGUACAAGGGUCAGUUCGCGGCGGGGAUUCUUCCCAGGCUUCUGUACAGCGGCUUCACUCUCUCGCAACCCUUCCUCAUCUCCUCGGUCGUUGGCUAUGUUUCGCAAGGGGAUCACAACAGAAACGGGACAGAAGGCGCGAGCCUCAUUGGCGCCACGAUCCUCCUUUACACAGGACGCGCCGUGAGCCACGCCUGGUAUCGACAUGCGACGUAUCAGCUGCUUACCAUGUACCGCGGUGGUCUUGUUGCUCUCGUGUUCAAAAGAACGCUUGAAAUCGAGGCCUCGGGGAUUCGCGACAUGGCCCCCGUCACACUCAUGAGCACCGACGUCGAAGGCAUCGCCGCAGGUGGAGCUGUUAUCCACGACAUCUGGGCUGCCUUGAUUGAGCUUCCAUUGUCGCUUUUCUUGUUAUACCGACAGGUUGGCGUCCCGAGUCUGUUGAUUCUUGUUCCCGCCCUUGUAACCACGGUGUGUGCUGCCGUCAUUGCGCCGAAACUCGGACCAGCGAGGGUCCUAUGGAACACGGCCAUCCAGCAGCGAGUUGGUGAUACAUCCAACAUGCUCAGCCAAAUCAAGGGCGUCAAGAUGAUGGGUCUGACCGAUUUCUUCCUGGCUCGCCUUCAGGAAUCGAGGGCCCGUGAACUGAGACUCUCGGUCAAGUUUCGCUGGAUUCAGGUCUAUUUGCAUGGACUUGCAACAGCCUCGGCGUCUACCACUCCAGUCAUUGUCAUUCUUGCUGCUAUUUUUUGGACAAAGGCCGGCGAGGGUCUUAGUGUCGCCGCCGCUUUCACAUCGCUCUCCAUCAUUGCCAUUGCGUCGAACCCGAUACUGAUUCUUCUUGUGUCCAUGAUGCAGCUCUUCGGUAUAGUCGGCAGCUUUACCCGUCUUCAAGAAUUCCUGUUGUCCGAAGUCCGCAAAGACCCUCGCUGCUUGUCAGACAAGUCAGGCAAGUCUUGUCCUCCCUUGUCCACUCACGAUCAGACCAUACCUCUCAUUCAUUGCUCUCGGGGCGUUGAGAUGGCUUCCAUUUCUGUUCGGGAGCCGUCAGGGACUGUGGUUGAGUUCAAGGAUGCGACUUUUUCUACUGGUGAUAAGAAAGGUGUUCUUCGCGGUAUUUCUCUACAAGUCCAUCGUGGGACCCUCUCCAUGGUAGUAGGUCGUGUGGGAUGCGGCAAGUCGUCAUUCCUCAAAGCCAUGGUCGGCGAAUUGCCAAUUGACUCGGGUUCUGUGGACUCUGGCUCUCAAUAUGCUGCCUACUGCGACCAAACACCGUGGAUCCUAAAUGUCACUAUCGAGCAGAAUAUCGUUGGCCAAUCCCAGUACGAUGAAAAAUGGUUCAAAACGGUAGUCGCUGCGUGUGGUCUUGAUGAAGAUUUUGCAGCGCUUGCCAACGGUCAGCAAACCCUGGUGGGCUCGGGAGGUGUAGCUCUCAGCGGUGGCCAAAAGCAGAGAGUUUCUCUUGCUCGCGCCGUCUUUUCUGCAAAGGAUUUUGUCGUCCUCGACGAUGUGUUCAGUAGCCUCGAUACCAAAACGUCCAAAUCUGUCUUCAAUCGCCUCCUCAGCCGAGAUGGUUUGCUCCGCAGAAAUGGCCAGACCGUCGUUAUGGCUACGAACAAUGUCAACUUCCUAACAGCUGCUGAUUAUAUCACCAUGAUGAAAGACGGCUGCAUUGUGCGCAACCAAGUUCCAUACAGCGCAUUCGGGCCCUCUGACUGGGGUGUUCUAGAGGACGAGGCUGACUCUACUGUCGUUUUCGAGGAUCCCGUUGAGCGCGUGCAGUUCAAAAAGCCGCUCCAGAGGGCCGAGCUCGACAUUGAGGAGAAGACAAAGCAGGUCAAGAUUAAGCUAAGUCGUCAAACUGGAGACAUUGACUACUACAAGAUCUAUCUCAAGGCGCUGGGCAUUUCUAUCGUCGUCAUCACUGUCAUCUUAGUCUGUGUCAGUGUUGGCAUUGAAAAGAUGCCUCAGAUUUGGCUUCGGCUCUGGACCGAGAGGGGGACUAACACAAGCAAGCUCCGCUACAUGGGAGGCUACAUAGCCUUUGCCAUCCUCGCCUCUUUCUUCCAGCCUAUCAUCAUUGCGUACUUCUUAAUCGUGGGCGUCCCGAGAUCUGCCAAUCGUCUUCACACCACUUUGCUAACGGCUGUUAUACGUACGCCUCUACAUUUCUUCACCUCAACUGACAAUAGCAUCACCCUGAAUCGAUUCAGUCAAGAUAUAAGCCUCAUUAAUCAAGCUUUACCCAUAGCGUUUAUAGGGACUGUUAUUUUAGUUGUACAGGCCAUUGCAGACACAGCCGUCAUCGCUUCUAGGGCGUCCUAUGUUGGAGUAAUCAUUCCCUUUAGACUUAUUGCCGUCUACAUGAUUCAACAAUACUAUCUACGAACCUCUCGUCAGAUCCGAUUUCUCAACUUAGAACUCAAGUCCCCGCUGUACACGCAAUUUACGGAAACCAUCGCGGGCCUUACGACAAUCCGCGCAUUUGGCUGGGCCCGCGCUAUAAAGGCCAAGAACUAUCAGCGUCUUAACACCUCGCAGAAGCCUUACUACAUAAUGUUCUGCAUCCAGCGCUGGCUACAGGUAGUUUUGGACUUGUUUUCUGCAGGAAUGGCUUUGGUUCUCGUCAUUUUCGCCGUCAUUCUCCCCUCGUCAACUUCUGGAGGUGCCGUUGGCCUGGCCUUGGUAAACGUCAUCAGUUUCAACUUCACUCUAUCCAGCGUCAUCAUGGCCUGGACACAGCUCGAGACUUCGCUCGGUGCCAUUGCCAGAUUGAAAUGGUUCAACAAGUACACUCCCAAUGAGAACAAGUCGGAAGAAACGGAGAAGCCCGGCGUAGACUGGCCCUCACAGGGUCGCAUCGAGCUAGAGAAUGUUGUUGCUGCCUAUAGCAACGACGGCGAGGACAUUCUCCGUGGUGUUACUCUCAUGAUUGAGCCUGGAACCAAGGUCGGUGUCUGUGGACGAUCGGGGAGCGGAAAGUCGUCUCUCAUCGCUGCUUUGUCAAGACUCCUUGAGCUACGCAGUGGCACCAUGCGCAUCGAUGGUAUCGACCUGGCCAGGCUUCCCCGACAGCUGAUUCGGUCCAGGCUCUCAGCCUUCCCUCAAGAUGCCUUUCGUCUUCCCGGCACGGUGCGUCACAGCCUUGACCCCGAGGGCAAGACGCAAGCCGACGAGCCGCUCAUCCAAGCCCUCACCAAGGCGGCCAUGUGGCCGUUCCUCCAAUCACGCGGCGGCCUAGACGCCAAGCACGAAGACUUAAAUUUGUCGGCCGGCCAGCUGCAGCUUAUUUGCAUGGCGCGCAUCUCGCUCCGAUGCGGAAGCAGCACGGCUGGUGGCGUUGUCCUGCUAGACGAGGCGACGAGCAGCGUCGACACGCGCACCGACGACGAGGUGCGCUUGGCACUUGGGCCCGACCUUGGCGGCAAGACCGUGGUCGAGGUGGCACAUCGUCUGGAGAUUGUGCGGCACUACGACAUCAUUGUCGUCAUGGCUGGCGGCAAGGUUGCCGAGGUGGGCAGUCCUGAUGAAUUGCUCGCAACGCCGGGCUCAGAGUUCCAAGCACUAUGGAAUAGCAGACGCCCGUAA